This is a messenger RNA of Penicilliopsis zonata CBS 506.65, 3952 nucleotides long. RefSeq lists its product as hypothetical. Gene Ontology annotation, cellular component: nucleus; condensed chromosome, centromeric region. The transcript is spliced from 6 exons. Gene Ontology annotation, molecular function: histone binding. The record is from RefSeq and is a predicted model, not a curated record. Bases 99 to 3665 code for a protein of 1188 amino acids. Gene Ontology annotation, biological process: mitotic chromosome condensation; mitotic cell cycle; meiotic chromosome condensation. NCBI's taxonomy places the organism in Eukaryota, Fungi, Ascomycota, Eurotiomycetes, Eurotiales, Aspergillaceae.
CUUCCGACGUCAAUUUUGACUGCGACGACGCUCUUGCGAUCAUUCCUCUGACUCGCCCCUGGAACUGCUCCUUUAGGUGAUAUUCACCGUCAGCCGUCAUGGAGGAUAGGGUGCAAUUUGAUUUGAAUGAGUCGCUCAAGUACUAUCUGAGCGACCCGACCUCUGUGCCUACACCUGAUGCCGACGCAGAACUGUUGGACUGCGAGGCGGAUCCUGAGCAAAUAUCUGCGUCUUUGAUCGAUAAUGUUUUGAAUCCAAUCGUGGAUGGGAUUGCAGAAAGCCCGGAAGCAAUCACACGGGCAUCGUCGUUCGACUCGUUACAACUUCUCUUAAAAUAUUCUACAUUCCUCCCUACGAAGUCUCUGAGUAAGCUCCUUGAUCUAAUUGUAUCGGGCUUGUCUGUCGAAGCGGAUAUCAUCCAUGGCGACCUCGAGUCCGACGAACAGGACGCAAUCCUGCACCAUAAACAGCUGCUAGAGAUGUACGGAUUUCUGCUCCAGUGGGCUCUUUCUGCUGUCGAAGUUAAGGCAGCGGAAAAGCCUGCAGAUGCGUUGCCCACUCGUCGAGGUCCUGGGAAAUCAUCAAAAUCAAAAUCGAGCGCAAAGGACGGUGCCUGGGACUCGGCAUCUCAGAUUCAGAUCUCAAUGGAGACUAUGUGCAAAGUGAUGAAGCUGAAACUUGGGAGAAUAUUCAUGACCACAUCGGACCGUGACACAUUCAUUAACCUGUUCACUCGUUCGAUAUACUUGAUCCUGGAGAGCGAGCAACGGGUCAAGAGCAUGACAAUCCGCAUGCACGCUUUCAAGGUCCUUUGCAUUGCUGUCAAGCAUCAUGGCCACGCAUUUGGAGCGCAAACAUCGAUCGUGCAAAGCUUGACAUAUUUCGAGCAUCUGUCUGAGCCCAUGGCAGAGUUUCUCCAUAUUCUCGCGGAGCAAUAUGAUUACCCGCAACUUUCAGAUGAAAUUCUCAAGGAGCUCGGUAAUAAGGAAUUCAACUCCAACGAUACAAGAGGGCCCAAAUCGGUGUCUGCUUUCAUUGUGAAACUUUCCGAACUUGCGCCGCGCCUUAUCAUCAAGCAGAUGACACUCUUGGCCAAGCAACUUGAUAGCGAGUCAUAUACACUUCGGUGUGCUGUGGUUGAAGUUUGCGGGAACCUCAUUGCCGAUCUCAGUCGGCAGGAGGAGCGCAGUGAGAACUACAAGACCCAAAUCAACGCAUUCUUCGAGGUUUUAGAAGAGCGCUUCCUUGACAUUAAUCCAUACUGCCGAUCUCGAGCUAUCCAGGUCUAUAUGAAGAUUUGUGACUUGGAGCAGAAGUUCCCUAAAAGACGCCAAGCAGCUGCAGAGUUGGCUACAAGGAGCCUCGAAGAUAAGAGCAGUAAUGUUCGUCGAAACGCAAUCAAGCUGCUAGCGAAACUAGUAGCGACUCAUCCUUUCAGUGUCAUGCAUGGCGGGCAGCUCGCACUCAAAGAGUGGAAUGCAAGGCUCGAAACUGUUGAUAAUGAGUUGAACGCCCUUCGACCUCCAGAAACACCCGGUCUAGAUGGCACGGAGCCUUCUCAUGUUGACAGUGAGCUGCUGGAUGAUGCGACGCAAUUGCCAGAAGACUCUCCAUCGAAGGCACCGCGCAUCUCAGAACAAGAGAGAGCUGCCGCAAUCCAGAAGGCUGCCGAAGAAGCCGCGACGUCCGAAUUGAUGACACGGCUCCAGUUGACCAGGAAAUAUUAUUCAGAGGCUAUUCGGUUUAUCGAAGUUCUUCACUCGGCUUCUGAAACCGUUUCUCAACUCUUAGGAUCUAGGAAUAAGAGUGAAGUCAUCGAGGCAAUGGAUUUCUUUGUCAUGAUGGAUGCCUACCGAGUUGAAACAGCUCGAACUGGAAUAAGACGAAUGCUUCGUCUUAUCUGGACCAAGGGGAACAGUGACGAAGGCAAAGGAGUCCAAACGCACUUGAUCGAUUGCUACAAGGGUCUCUUCUUCGAUGCCCCGGAUGCAUUCAGCCCUAACGAUGCUGCCAACUAUAUUGCACGAAAUAUGAUAUCGCUGACUUUCGGUUCUACGUCUGCUGAGUUGACUUGCCUCGAGCAACUUCUUAGCACCAUGAUGAAAGCGGGCAACAUUCCGGAGGCUGUAAUCGCAAAGCUCUGGCAGGUCUACGGUGUCCAGCGAAAAGAGAUAUCACGGACACAACGUCGAGGCGCCAUUAUUGUCCUCGGCAUGCUUGCUUUGGCGGACCCUGAUGUGGUCGUGAAAGAGAUUGAAGUUAUGCUGCGGAUUGGACUGGGAAAUCUUGGUCGUUCCGAUCUUAUUCUUGCGAAGUAUACAUGCAUCGCUUUAAAGAGAAUAAUGCCCACCCGUCAAGCCAAGUCAAAGGAGGCUGGAAUCCCUAAACUCGCCAAUGAUCACCCUAUCUUAAGCAAGCUUGCCAGUAUGGUAGAGAUUGCUUCUGACUCUAAGGAGUGGUACGGUGUGGCUGAGCAAUCGAUCAGUGCUAUCUAUACGCUGUCUAAGCACCCGGACGUUCUCUGCUCCGAUGUCUUGAGACGAAAGACAAGGUUCGUCUUCCAGCCUCAGAUGCACAGUGUCCCAUCAUCCAGCAUGUCCGUCGAUGGUGAACAGCAAAGACCUGGGACUGCUUCCAGCCAGGUCUCACGGAAAGGCACUUCCUCAUCCGCCCUCUCUCAAUUACUCUUUAUCGUGGGCCACAUUGCAAUCAAGCAAAUUGUUCAUCUCGAGUUGUGCGAACUUGAUUUCAAGCGACGUAAAGCUGAGCAGGAGAAGGAAAAGGCGUCUAGCGCUCCUUCUCAAAAGAGGAAUGAGCCCACUGAAGAUGAUGAACUUGAUCUUAUCGGCGGAACGACUGAGGACGACUUCACCGAAGCUAUGGCCCAUAUUCGCGAACGCGAGCUGCUUUACGGUGACAACUCGCUGCUUGCAAAGUUCGGGCCUUUGGUGACAGAGAUCUGUGCAAAUAACAACACCUACCCUGACCGUAACCUCCAGGGGGCCGCGACCCUUUGCAUGGCCAAGCUCAUGUGUGUGUCGGCAGAAUAUUGUGAGAAGAAUCUCCCUCUUCUCAUCACCAUCAUGGAACGAUCAGAAGACCCCACCGUCCGCAGCAAUGUGGUGAUCGCCCUGGGUGAUAUGGCUGUCUGUUUUAACCAUCUCAUUGACGAGAAUACCGAUUUCCUUUAUCGCCGGCUCAACGAUGAUGAUGCUUCUGUCAAACGCACUUGUCUUAUGACGCUUACUUUCCUUAUUCUGGCAGGCCAGGUCAAGGUUAAAGGACAACUCGGCGAGAUGGCUAAGUGCCUGGAGGAUGAAGACAAGAAGAUUGCUGAUCUGGCACGAAUGUUUUUCACUGAACUCGCCACCAAGGAUAACGCCGUUUAUAAUCACUUCGUUGACAUGUUCAGUCUUUUGAGUGCUGAGCGCAACGUCGACGAGGGUGCCCUUCGGAGAAUCAUCAAAUUCCUGAUUGGCUUCAUAGAAAAGGAGAAACACGCCCGACAGCUCGCAGAUAAGCUUGCCGCUCGACUCCCCCGUUGUGACACAGAGAGACAAUGGAAUGAUGUGGCAUAUGCCCUGUCAUUGUUGCCUCACAAGAACGAGGAUAUUACCAAGACCUUGAGUGCUGGGUUCAACAAGGUGGUCUCUGCAACUGCUUGAACGGUAUAAAUUCAACGUGAUGCCAAAUUCGACGGUUUAAAUUCGUUUGUACAAUGAUUUAUGCAUGGAUAUGGACUAUUUCUUCUUUUUCUGCUUCUGUUUUUACGACUUGGGAUAGGAUUCUCUGCGCCAUGGGAGGCACAGGGCGUGGAUGGUUAUGUGGUCUUGGAAGAUAUCUUGUUGGGUCAAUUUGGCGUUCUCGCAAUGGUAAUCAGUACUCGAGAUCGAGUCUGUCUUUGUAUGUUGACUUCUGCACGUCUCGAAUAUACAUUUUCAUCUGUUAUUCC